AUGGGCCUAGGAAGUCAGGCAAGUGUUAAUAUUGGCAGUCUCGAUUUUUAUGAUUCAGGAAGCAUCGGUGUUUUUCAAAAGACUACAAGAAUACCUAUCACUGUAGGACCAUGCAGAAGGUUGACAUACGUGGAAGUGGCCAUUUAUAACAACUAUUCAACACCUACGGUUUCGUUGGAGUUUGAUACUAUAGCUGUGGUCAUCAAAUACAAACUGUUCCAUACCAGCGCGUCGCGCUAUGAAAUCAUAGCUAAGACAGUUCCUAUACCAUACUGUAAAAAAGACAAAAAUACGGCGUCAACAUAA
Vanessa atalanta (red admiral) is the source of this 306-nucleotide messenger RNA. RefSeq lists its product as uncharacterized. Bases 1 to 306 code for a protein of 101 amino acids. The transcript has 3 exons. The record is from RefSeq and is a predicted model, not a curated record. Lineage: Eukaryota; Metazoa; Arthropoda; Insecta; Lepidoptera; Nymphalidae.